UCGGCAAAUAAGGCGAGUGGAGGCUGUGGAGCAAAGCGCGCGUGGCCAGCGUUCUGUGACCGCCGGGCAGGCUAUAACGCUGUGUUGGGAGGACGGGACGCUGCUUUCCCAACACCCCCACUCCCGCUGGGGGCGCGGAACGAGACGAAGGGUCAUGCAGGCGGAAUCGGGCAUUGUGCCGGACUUCGAGGUGGGCGAGGAGUUCCACGAGGAGCCCAAGAUCUACUAUGAGCUGAAAAGUCAGCCGCUGAAAAACAGCAGUUUGGAGCACCCUGGAGCUUCCAAGCCUCCGCUAAGCUCCUCCAAUAUGACAUCACGGAUUUUGCUACGACAGCAGCUCAUGCGUGAGCAAAUGCAGGAACAAGAACGCCGAGAGCAGCGACAGAAGCAGCAGGCAGCUCAGUUCAUUCAGCAGAGAGGGGCUGUGAGUCAGACACCUGCCAUCAACGUCAGCCACCCCGCCAGCCUUCCUCCUGCGACCCAGGUGCCAAUGGAAGUCCUGAAGGUGCAGACUCACCUGGAAAACCCCACCAAGUACCACAUCCAGCAAGCUCAACGGCAACAAGUCAAACAAUACCUCUCAACUACGUUAGCAAAUAAGCACAACAAUCAGGCGUUAAGCUUACCUUGCCCAAAUCAGCCCGUUGACCACGUUAUGCCACCAGGCACUGGAAGCAGUGCACCCAACAGCCCUAUGGCCAUGCUUACAUUGAACUCCAACUGUGAAAAAGAGGGCUUUUAUAAAUUUGAAGAACAAAACAACAGAGCCGAAAAUGAAUGCCAGUCUCUGAAUACUCAUUCUCGAGUGUCAUGCAUGCAGAUGGAUGAUGUAAUUGAUGACAUUAUCAGUUUGGAAUCAAGUUAUAAUGAAGAAAUCUUUGGUUUGAUGGAUCCUGCUCUACAAAUUGCAAAUACGUUACCUGUCUCUGGCAAUAUAGUGGACCUGUAUGGGAAUCAAGGUUUGCCUCCUCCAGGACUUAACAUCAGCAAUUCCUGUCCUGCUAACCUUCCUAAUAUAAAAAGGGAACUCACCGGACUUGGCCGUCUCGUUCCCCAACCUUCUGGAGAAGAUUUUGAGGGUGCAGGGUACACAGGGGUACACGAAAAAGGAGGAAUCUCUUCCUUUCCUGUUCUACUGAUGGAAAAUAUUCUGGCAGAUGGAGGCUUAACUGAAUGCAGCCCGUUAUCCUCAGAAUCAGAGGCAAGAGCUUUGGCCAAAGAAAGACAAAAGAAAGACAAUCACAAUUUAAUUGAAAGAAGACGACGAUUCAAUAUUAAUGAUCGCAUAAAAGAACUUGGUACUCUGAUACCAAAGUCAAAUGACCCAGACAUGCGUUGGAACAAGGGAACUAUUUUAAAAGCCUCUGUGGACUACAUCCGUAAAUUGCAAAGAGAACAGCAAAGGACGAAAGAGCUGGAGAACAGACAAAAGAAACUGGAACACGCUAAUAGACAUCUUUUGCUCAGAAUACAGGAGCUCGAGAUGCAGGCUCGAGCUCACGGACUUUCCAUCAUGCCAACAACGGGCCUUUGCUCUCCAGAAAUGGUAAACCGGCUGAUCAAGCAAGAGCCCGUGCUUGACAACUGCAGCCAGGAAAUCCUACAGCAGCACCAUCCUGAGCUUUCUUCCACAACUACUCUUGACCUUACCGACGGCACCAUCACUUUCAACGGUGGCCUGGCAAAUGUGACGGAAUCGGCCACAAGCACCUACACCAUCCCUCCCAAAAUGGGAUCUAAACUGGAAGAUAUGUUGAUGGAUGAUACUCUGUCUCCCGUUGGAGUAACUGAUCCACUCCUAUCGUCGGUCUCUCCUGGGGCUUCAAAAACAAGUAGCCGGCGGAGCAGUGUAAGCAUGGAAGACACUGACUAUGCUUGUUAGUGGAUAUCCAUAGACAGGCCUCUCACAAACUUCUUCGUUUUUCCUGAUCAGUAGAUUAAAGUAACUUCCCCCCCCCCCCUAAUAUUUGAAUAUAUAAGUCUACGGAUAGCUCAGCGUAUAUGUGACUUUUUUAAUGUUUGAAAAGACUUGUAUAUUGUUUUAUAACUACAGUGCUUCCAAAGUAUAGUACUGUACUGUGAACUAGGUUCAUCAAGGAACUCCACAUGAUUUCAUCUCUACUCAGAAGCAAUAGACGUCUACAGAUCAGCAAGAUCCACUAAAGAGGAAACUUCAGUAUAACUAAGUAAAGUGACUUGGAAGUGAAAUGAAGAAGAAUGUAUAGAAACCAAAAAGAAAAUUAGCUUUGUAUAAACUAUUUUUCUGUUGACUUAAUAGUGCCUCCUUUUAAAAAAAAAAAAGCAUACAGUAUCUAUUAAUUCAUAUAAUCUUUCCCAUGGUGAUAGAUACUAUACAUGUAUCAGCAGGUUACCUGUACAGAAACUAACUAAUUUUAAGUACAGUUCAAGCUAGAUUUAAUGCAAAGGAGAGAUAUCUAAAGAUUCAGUGAUAUUUAAGUUCAUAUUAUUAUUAUCCAUUCAAAAUUAUGUCUUUAUCUUUUCGAAAAGCAUUACUUUUAAAUAAUCAUGAGGAAAUUAUUUUAAAAAAAUACUGUGCAAGACUUCAUAUUGCAAACUUAGUAUUUUUCUCUCAGUGGGGCAUAAACAAUUAUUUCCUCUUUUUUUAAAGAAAAAUAUGUGGUACAAAUAUCUGAUCUAAAUGAAAUUUUCAAUUUUUUGAUUCAACAUUUCAUUCUGAAUACAUUUUUUUUAGAAGAAAAUGCCUCUCGCCAUUACAUCAAGUUUUUGACAAUUAAAUUCCACUGAAAGAAAGCCAGUUUAGUGUAGUAGUUAAAACACCAGACUAGAAACUGGGAGACCAUGAGUUCUAAUCCUGCCUUAGGCACAAAGCCUAAAUGGUUGACCUUGGGCCAGUUACUCUCUCUCAGCCCUAGGAAACAGACAAGGGCAAAUCACUUCCAAAAUCUUGCCAAGAAAAUUCCAGGCAGUUGUCAGGAAUCAAAAACUGACUGGAAGGCACACACAAACCCCACUGAAUGGAUUGUUUUACAUUUUUUUAAUGCACAUUUCAGUAUAAGCUUUGAUGCAGGUACCUGUCUUUUCACGAGUGGAUUUGUUGCUAUUUUGUAUAUUACAGUAUUCUUUGAAAGGAAUGUUUUGACACAGACAGUUUAAAUAAUAACGUAGAUUUAAUCUAGUUAACAAAACAGAGCUCAGUAUAAAACAAAAACUCUGUGGUGGGGGAAAUCCCAACAUGCUCCUUUUUUUUUUCAGUGAGAGUAAUAUUGUUGAAAAUAAGGUUGCUAUGUUCUUUCAUACCGUAUUACACUUUUCAGCAAUCGUGUUGGAAAAAAAUUACUGUAUCUUCAGGUGACUGUGUCUUGAGCCCAACAAUGUUAGAUUUAACCAUGCAACAGUGUUGUUGUAAGAGCAUGUUCUGUGCAUUAUCUACUCUGGUGUAGGCCUAUGCAAUAACAGUAGUGGCGCCUGUACCCUAACCCUAACCUUGCCUAAUUAUUUUAUACAGAGGUUGUAUAAUCUAAUCAGUUGAGCAAGAGAUAAGUUUCCACCAUAGCAUGGAAUCCUAUCUCCUGGAGAAUGAAGUGCCUUAAAUUUAGCUGUAAUCCUUAUGAACUAUGACUGAAGUGUGAUGUAGGAAAAAUUGAGGGGAGAAGGGAAGGAAUCAAAGGGGGGUAGUUGUUGGGCUUAGGUCAUGAAACAAAAGAGUUUCUGAUCCUCCCACAGUCUGUGUUUCCUAAAGUUUUUUUACUCCCAUGCUUUGCUUACAUAUUCAGGAAGUCUGGUCUACUGGUCAGAGAUAAGCCUUCAGAAUGCUAGUGAGAAAGGCUGAUCAAGUCGUGGUAAAAUAAGGCUCCACAAUCAUGAGCUGCCAUGCACUUUUUGCUUUAUGAAACCUUCUUGAAACCACUCAGGCCCAAUUGUGCUGCUCUCUUAAGUCGAGUUGCACAGUGGAAGUGGGGCCUGGACCUGUUUUCAGCUUUGCCGAUCUCAUAGAGGCAGAGAAGAUGACUUGAAGUAAAGACCUUUUCUUUUAACCUCAACGGGUUUUUUCCCCAGCUCAUCAAUGACUCAGUUUGCUCCAAGCUGACUACCUGAAUGCUGAUAAUAUUUAAGAAUGUUUGUAUCCAUAAGAUAGGCGUAGAAAUUUGAAUGCUUUUAUUGCUAAGAAACUUUAAUCAGCUCAGUAUUUUUUGCAAGUUAAAAUGUUUGCAAAACAAUAUAAUCUGGAAACGAGUAUUUCCCAUGCACAGCAGAAACCUCAAGUUCAGUAGCCGAUAAACAGACUGUUGUUGCCAUAGAUCUACUUUCUCCAAACUGAUGCCCACCACAGAUAUUCCUGGACAAUAUUUGGAGGCAGUAGGUUGCAUGAAACUGCCAUGUACUAUCUAACUGUAGUUAGCAUUUUGUUGUGGACCGGACUCUUGAUAUUUUUGUUUUUAUAAUUAUUUUUUUAAAGUAUAUCUGACUUUGGGAGAGAAUGCUGUUCAAAGCCUAACCAAGCAGGCCAUAGCUUGAUCCUAAGCAAUGCCAGUGGCUUGUAUUAUAAGGUAUUUUUUCCUUUUUCUUUUUUUUUUAAGUGAAUAAAGAGCUGGAUCUGUGCAUGUUUUGCAGGAGUCGGCUUUCUUGAUACAACAUUUUCUCUCCUUUUAACUUCAAUGCAACAGAGUAGAUUAUGCAUAUUAAACAUACAUAUUUGCUUCUUUUUGCACAACCCAUUUCAUUUAAUGUAAUUGUUGGAAUGUCCAUCAUGCAUAUCCAGCGAAGGUCUAAGGCUGUUUUCAGUGCACACAAGAGUGGGGAUUAAGGUGGGGGCCGGGAUAAGAGGGAUGGAGUUUGUAAUCUACUCUCUGAAUUCUGUGGGUUUUGUUUUUUUUUAAUCAGGCAUUACUGUUACGGGCUUUCAAAUCUGCUUUUGCACACCUAAGGACUAGAAAUGUCCUUAUUUCUUCUGGAGGGAGAAAACCGAACCUAAGAUUUUUAAUAACAGAAAUUCUGCUCUGGUGUCAAGUUCUGUGGCUGCAACGUAAUAUAUGCAUAGCCUCCAUGGUGAAACAAGGCUGCUUUAAAAAAAAAAAAAAAAAACCCAUUCAUUCUGCUGGAUUCUGUUUUGUAGUGUUUUGAAUCAAGAAACACCCUUAGACCUAAAUAAAAUGUAACUGUGCCCUGUCAUUGAAUUUAGAGCAUCUCACACCUUAGUGGAAAUACAAUCUUAUCAUUUUAGAUCCCCUUAGUUGAAAUUUUUGCAUUCCACGAUUCCUGCUGUAUGUUGUUUAGAAUACAGAGCUUUUUCUCAUUUCACAGUCUGCAACACGACAUAUUUGCCUUUUUCUCACUAGCCAUUCACUAUUUUUCUAUGGGUUUCCCCUUUAAUGUGCCUACUUUGGAGUUUUCAUAUUGUCCACUUGUAGUUCAUAAAAAUCAAAUCUUGGAGACUGGUGCGAAACUUUGCAAUUGUAACAUAUGGCUCCAGAGGAUUGGAGGGGGGGGGUUGUCCAUCAUCAUCAUCUAGAACCCAAGUCCACAAUCUGAUUAGGCUUUCAGUGUGUGUUGCAUUUUUAAAAAAGAGAUGUCAGGGCCAUCAGAUACAUGGUAGAGCAUUAAACUCUACUGAAUCUCAAAGUACAAGGAUUGCAUGAACCCAGAUGAGAAAAAUAGAAGAGAAUCCUGAAGUGGCUGUUUGGACAUGGAGUUCAAUUUCAUUUUUGCCAAAAUCACAAAGACUUCUUAGUGCCAUGAGCAGCUUCCUUACUACUUUUAAACAGUUAUAAAAAGCAAUACUAACUCUUUUGCCUACAAAGCCUUUAGGAGAAAAGAAACAAACAAACAACAAAGCACAAAAUAAUGCACUUAUCACAUGGUUGGACACAAAAUGCACUGGUGGAAAAAAAAAUUGAUGGUAGAAAAGGCCUUUGUAUCUUGAAAAAAGUGAUAUGAAUUACUGCCUCUAGUUCUGGAUGUUUAGUACCAUACUGUUAAUCUUUUCAUCUGCUGUUGGCCGCAGCAGUAAGUUGUGUAUGAUCCAUCGCACUGUAAAUUAUGGGUCAAGUUAAUGUAAGCCAAUUAAAUAAUUUGAACUGUUCCUAAUAGAUGAAUUAAAGUGGUUUUUUUUAAUGUAA
Pantherophis guttatus is the source of this 6098-nucleotide messenger RNA. RefSeq names its product melanocyte inducing transcription factor (gene MITF). Gene Ontology annotation, biological process: melanocyte differentiation; regulation of transcription by RNA polymerase II. Gene Ontology annotation, cellular component: nucleus. The record is from RefSeq and is a predicted model, not a curated record. Gene Ontology annotation, molecular function: DNA-binding transcription factor activity, RNA polymerase II-specific; RNA polymerase II cis-regulatory region sequence-specific DNA binding; protein dimerization activity. Lineage: Eukaryota; Metazoa; Chordata; Lepidosauria; Squamata; Colubridae.